AUGCAGACUGCUUCUACAAACAUUUGUGAAAGAAUGGGUCGCUCUCAGGAGCUCAGUGAAUUUAUGCGUGGUACUGUGAUAGGUUGCCACCUGUGCAAUAAGUCCGUCCGUGAAAUUUCCUUUCUACUAAAUAUUCCACAGUCAACUGUUAGUGAUAUUAUAACAAAAUGGAAGCAACUGGGAACAACAGCAACUCAGCCACAAAGUGAGCGGGGUCAGCACAUGAUGAAGCGCACAGUGCGCAGAAGUCACCAACUGCCUGCAGAGUCAAUAGCUAAAGACCUCCAAACUUUGUGUGGCCUUCAGAUUAGCACAACAGUGUGUAGAGAGCUUCAUGGAAUGGGUUUCCAUGGC
Molecule: messenger RNA, 354 nt
Organism: Staurois parvus
Lineage: Eukaryota; Metazoa; Chordata; Amphibia; Anura; Ranidae
Source: the annotation of a GenBank genome assembly